Molecule: messenger RNA, 360 nt
Organism: Peronospora belbahrii
Lineage: Eukaryota; Oomycota; Peronosporomycetes; Peronosporales; Peronosporaceae
Source: the annotation of a GenBank genome assembly
AUGAACGCGCCGAAUCGUAGCGACUCGUAUCUGCUGCCCGAAGGCGCACAGAAGGUGACAUAUGAGAAAGAUACGAAGAUCUCUAAUGCCGGCAAGUUUACUAUCUUGCGCGAAGAUCACACUAUGGGUAACCUUAUUCGCAUGCAGCUACUGCGUGACCCGAACGUGACAUUUAGUGGCUAUCAACACCCACACCCUUUGAUCCACGACAUCACUGUGCGCGUGCAGACCAACGAUGCGUCGUCACCAGUAGAGGCGCUGGCCAACACCCUGGACGACCUGAGCACCGAGUUCGAUGAGAUUGCGCAGAAAUUCCGCCGUCUAACUGGCAACUCCAAGGAUCCCAGUUCGUUCAGUUAG